Molecule: messenger RNA, 3688 nt
Organism: Chilo suppressalis (striped riceborer)
Lineage: Eukaryota; Metazoa; Arthropoda; Insecta; Lepidoptera; Crambidae
Source: the annotation of a GenBank genome assembly
AAAUAAACGUGGGGCCAUGCUGCAUGUGUGCUUGCCGAUAACGUGCGAUAUUUCAUGGCUUUUAAUUCUUUGAUAGUUAAAUACUUACGUGUAAACAAUAGUCGUUAACAUUUGAUUAGCAUUUGAGGAAAAAUGGAACUCAAAGUGGUUGAAGACGUCGACACAGAGACUAAAAUUGCUAACCCUGUUAUUACAUCUUCAAUAUUAGACUCUUUUGAUUUACUGAAAGCUGCUAAAGAUGAAGAAAAGCUUACUGGUGGUGCUAGAAUUAUUAUGCAAAUCGUUAACAAUGAGGACAGCAAAGACUUCAAGUAUGCCCUAAAACGGCUUAUCAGGAGUUUAGGUGCGAACAUUCCUGAUAUAAGAACUGGGUACUUUGCGACUCUGGUAACUCUUCUAACAAGAAUAAAAUCUGUCACAAUCACACAAUUAUUACAGUUAGUUAAAAAAGAACUACAUGCUAAUAAUUCUUCUAAAAGCGAAGUUGGUGAUGUUGCUCUGGGCCAAAUACUUGUAUGUGGUGCUAUAUUUCGUUCAGGUCUAAUGAGGACAAGCACAGAACAAGAGCAAAAAGAAGUUCUGAAUUUGUUGAUAUCUGCAAGUAAAAAGAAAUCAUACGUAAGCACUAUUGCUUAUGUUAUAUUAAUAGAUUUCGUCAAUGGUCUUGAAGAAGAUGAAUUCAAUUCAAUUGUUUGGUCAAAUAUUAAGCAAAACUUUAAAAAAGAUAUUAAAGAGCACAGUCUUGACACACUAUACUUUCUUUUGACUGCGAGUAGAAAGUUUCCUGAUAAAGUCAAACUCAGAAAGCUUAUUGGAGUUUCUGAAGUGCUUUGUGAUGAUAAUAUUCAAGACACCAGUGAAAUAUUGAUGGCUGGCAUUGACUACAAUUUAGUGAAUCAUCCUAUCUAUGAAGAAAUUGGGAAACAAGUAGCAAAUUCACAACAUUUAAAGCAAUUUUGGACAUCUGGUAUUGAUAGCAAACUUGUCAAACACAAUAGAAAUAGAGAAUUGGCAAGUCUUAAUAUGUUUAAAGCCAUAGUAAACAACUUACAUGAAAAUGUUGAUGUAAUUCCAGAAUUGAUAAGUAAGAAUUUUUUUAAAUUAUUUAUGGAUUGGUUCAAAGGUCUGCAAACAGCAAGCAAAAUAAGAAAUAAAAGAGAUGAUGAAGAUGACCAUAAAAUCAUGAUAAAAAAAGAAAAAGAAGUACUUGCAGUCCUCUCUAAAGCCAUGAAAUUAGAAAGUGUGAACAAUAAAAUCAGAGUGGAGAUGUUGAAAAAACUUUUAUUCAAUCCAGGAGAGAUAAACUUUACUGAAAUAACUGGCACAACACUUAUCAAAUCAAUAAUUGCUGAUUUAGAUACAGACGGAGUCAGGAAUAUGGCUAAAAUGUUUAAAGGUGUUCUUAUGAAUACUACAAAAAAAUAUGUGAAAGAAAAUGUUGAAAGAAGUUGGUACAACAAUGAAAGAUUAAAAGCAGCAGAACUUAUUUCAUAUUUGGUGAGCCAUGAAGCUGUUAAAGACGAUACUGACUUUAAAUUGAAGUAUAUGAAAUUAUUGAUGUGCUUUGGAUUCUUUAAAUUUGGAGUUAAUGAAAACGAAGCUGUCAGUAAAGAUUUGUCAGAUGCCAUCAAAACUUGCUUUUACCGCUGCUUCACUUCAAAAUUCUCGAAUGUGGAUAGUUUGGUACUGGUAUUAUCUUCUCUUUGUAAUUUGAUUAGCUCAAGUCUUGAAAAAGAACAAAUUUGUACGAAAAUAGAAAAACAGUUUCCUAAAGAAAGUAUGGAAUGCUGGAAAAUGUUAACUCACAUUACAGAAUGUAUAGAGAAAAAAGAUUGCAAGUCAAAAGUAGACAAGGUUUUCCUUAUUUUGCUGUAUCAACUUGGUCUCUUCUUAUUCUCAGAGCCUGCUCACGUGAAAGUAGCUAGGGGCUCCAUCAAAGAACUGAAGAGUUGCUAUGAUCAUUACAGAAAAGAAAAAGAAAGUAAGGUCAAAAAGGUUGAGUUAACAGAUGAACCAGAAUGGGUAGAAGUGUUGAUAGAGGUCUUGUUGUCAAUAUUAUCUAUAGAAUCUAGUGUACUGAGAUCUGUUGUACAAUGCGUAUUUAGACUGCUGUGGGAAUUUCUUACUCCUUCUGCGAUUGGUCAAAUAGUGUCAGUUCUUGAUCCAGAAAAUGAAUCGAACCCAUUGGCUGAUGAAAGUGGAUCAGAACAUGAAAGUGAAUCUGACAGUGACAAUGAAGAAACUGCUGAUGAUUCUCAAAAAGAGGACGAGGGUGACAGUAGUGAAAGUGAGGAAGAUGAAGAAAUGAAAACUCCUGAUCAACUUCGAAUGGCAGUUCAAAAAGCUUUGGGCAGUGCAGGCACUGACAGUGAUGCUGAGAGUGUGGAUGCUGACAUGAUAGAUGAUGAAGAAGCCGAGAAGUUGGACGAAGCAUUAGCUGAAGCAUUUAAACAAUUUGGUCAAGGUAAGAGGCAAAAAAGUAAAAAGGAGAGAAGGGAUAAAAAGAAUUUAUCAGAUUUUCGCAUAAGAGUCCUUGACCUUUUAUCCAUAUAUUUUGAAAAAGAUCCCUCAAUGGAUAUCUGUCUAGCGAUGAUUGCCCCUCUAAUGAGAUGCUUAGAGUUUUGUAUACAAGAUAACCAAUUUAAAGAGUUGGAGGUUAAAACUAGAAAAACAAUAAAAUUGCUUACAAAAGUAAGGAAAUUUUCAUCCACAGAUGGCAUCACAAUGGAAAUAUUAUGUGAUUAUUUAAAGUCUACAAUUGACAAAGGAGCACGAUCACACUUUUUAUUUCAAGCUGUUGGAGAUGUGAUAACUUAUUUUGCCACAUUUAUAGUGCAUUGUUCAGUAAAGAUAGAUAGUAAUUCUUCAAAAUCUCCUAAAAAAAAGAAAACGUCAUCACCCAUUGCUGAUGUUUUAAAGGAAGCUUUACAAAGUUAUUUUAUUAAUCGUAACUGUUUGCUUCCUAUUAUAUUUUUCCACAGCAUAUUGCAAACAGAAUGGGAUGGCAAUUUCGUCUUAAUACCAAUAAUCAUAGAGAAUGUUUUCAACCACCAAGUACGACAAUUCAGGCGUAAUGAAGGUCUUGAUUUAAUGGUAGGUUUUUAUCGCGCCUUGAAAAGGAACAAACCAUCAAAUAAAUUUAUAUUAACAAAAUUAUCGAAUAUAGAGGCAACAUUUGAAAAUACAUUAAAAAAUAACUUUCAAACUGAAACAAAUAUAGAAGUAAAAAAGAAUUUUCUUGUAGUUCUUAAAAAAUUGAUCAACAAUAUCAAAAUGUUCCAUGAAAGCUGCCAUAUAGAAACCAAUCUCGAUUUUCAGUCCCUCUUACAUAUUUUGAGCUCACAGAAGGGUGUAAUAAAAGGUAAAGAAAAUGGUUCAAAAAGGGAAGAAGGUAAGCAACAAAAUAAUAUAAUGAAAUCAAAGAAGAAGAAACGAAAAUCUAAUGAAAUAAAUGGACAUUCCGAACCACAGAAGAAAAGGUUACGUGGGGACUCAAUUAAGAGUGAAGAAUAAAAUGAUACAUAAUAAAAUGUGACAGAAAAUUAAUGUGCAUUUAUUCCUUAAAUUUUACUCCACAUCAGGGAAUCAAUUUAAUCCUUGAAACGCAAUUAUUUUCUAGCACUCAUCAAAAUCAUUGACUUUGAGGUAUGUUUUAAAAGGGGGGGAGGGGCAGCUGCCCCCCCCCCCC